Messenger RNA from Stylophora pistillata, 2901 nucleotides. RefSeq lists its product as uncharacterized. Lineage: Eukaryota; Metazoa; Cnidaria; Anthozoa; Scleractinia; Pocilloporidae. Gene Ontology annotation, biological process: necroptotic signaling pathway; protein phosphorylation. Gene Ontology annotation, molecular function: ATP binding; protein kinase activity. The record is from RefSeq and is a predicted model, not a curated record.
UUUUCGCGCAACGGACUGUUAGAGCCGCAGUGUUGCCUUUGUAGACAAAUCCAGUGAAAGGAAAGAGUGUCUUUUUGUGAUUAUUUACGCUCUGGAAAGAGAUAGCAAGAAAUUCUACAAUUACGAUGGCUAAUGGUUUGAAAGAAAUGGUGGUUGAAUUACUCUCCAUAAAAGACGGAGCCUUUGAAGAAAUAAGGGCUUUAUGGAUAGAAUCUGUAGAUACCACUGGAGUAGAAACAGUGGGGGAGCUUUUUGAAAAAUUUGAAAAGGAGAAAGGCCGCAUGUUGUCCGCAGAGGAUGUUAAAGAACUUUUAUGGAAUUUGUCAUAUGUUGACAUUAAGGAAAAGGUGUUUGCCGAUGAUGCCCCUUGGAGGCCACAGAACAGUUCCAGCAGGAUAUGGAUAUCUACUUCCCUGGGGAGUGCUCCUGAUGGUGCUCCAACAACUGGGGGCCCAGGAGCUUUGAUGGUCACAGGGCAAACAGCAGUUACUGUUUCAAACUUGGUUACCUCAUCUCAUGAUUUUGCCAGACAGCAGAGAAUACCCGGAUUGAGUAGAACAUUGCAUGGGCGAAAUUGUUAUCUACAAGAGAAACUAAAGACUGCGAGAAAAGAAAUUAAAGCCCUUGGCGCCAUGCUCAGGACUGGGGAGGAGAGUUUAGAGACUUCGAGAAAAGAGAUUAAAGCCCUUGAGGAGAGUUUAGAGAGAGAAAUGAAAUUGAGUAGAACAUUGCAUGGCGAAAAUCGUUAUCUACAAGAGAAACUAAAGGUUACAUUACAGGAAAAGGAGGAGAUAUUAGGGCAAAAAAAUGUGGAAAUCAGGAGCCCGGAACAAAGAAUGUCAGUAGCAUCCAGGGCCGGGUACCACAGAACAAGCUUCAAAUAUGUGGCAACUUCUGGGCCUGCUAAUUUGGAGAUUAAUAGUAGUAGUGCUCUAACACCAAUUGAAGAGUUCAAUCUUGUGGUGACAGAAGGAAGAGCAAUGAAGGCACCAGUCAUGAAUCAAUCCACAGCCUCUCAAUGGCAAACAAGUACCCAUGAUGUUUCAGAGGUGCAGAAAUUAAGAGAAGAAAAUGCAGACCUCAUAACCCAGCUCAGGAGUCAAGAGAGGAGUUCAGAAGUUAAUUGUGAGGAAAUAAAAAACUUGAACCAAAAGCUAUCAGAGGCAGGCAUCAGGUGCCACAAAACAGAGAAAGAAUUACGUCACAAAGACGACAUGAUAAAACAGCUAAGUGCUGAGCGCCAACAGCUUUGUGAAAAUAGGAAGCAAGAUCUUGAAAAUUUCGAGCAGCAAAUACAACAAAAAACUGCAGAAUGUCAAGCAGAGUGCGAAAGCCUAUUGUGGCAACUGAACAAUUUUCAUCUGACCCAAAGAACAGCUAGAGAGGCAAUACUAUUUAACCAAGUUCAACAGGCUAUAGCAGAGCGUGAGAGGCAGUUUGAAGAAAGACAUCAGCAGAUAGAGAGAGUAGCCAGAGAGAACUGUGCCCUCCACCAACAGCCAGAGGAACGUAGCUGGAUUGUUCCACGCCAUGAAGUUGUAGUCUACCGAGAACAGGAGCCUCUAGGGCGGAAUUCCUGGGGAAUAGUUUACAGAGGAAAGUUCGGCGGCUGCCCUGUUGCUGUAAAGGAACUUCACGGCGCCAUCGACUCACCUCAUUCUCGUAGGCUCUUUUACCGAGAGAUGGAAAUGCUUUCUCGGGCUAGGAACAAGAAUAUUCUGCAAUUUAUAGCUGGAGUAUUUGAUGAUGGAUUACCAUGGAUAGUCACAGAAGUUGCCAACGGUGGUAGUCUGGCAAUGAUUCUAGAAAAUCGCGCAUUGCAGCCUUCUGAAUUAUUCUCUAUUGCUUCUGAUGUAGCGCAAGGCAUCCUCUCUUUACAUCGUCACCCGGUACCAAUGACUCAUGGAGAUAUUAAACCCGGAAACGUGUUCAUUUUCCAAAUAGGGGAGCCCCCAGGAAUACUUGCCAAGCUUGGCGACAUGGGUAACGCAAAUUUUGUAUCUGGUGUCGAGGCGCCCGACCUAGUGUCGCCUGUGUACUUGGCUCCCGAAACACAAACACAACAGUUCACAACAAAAGCGGAUGUAUAUAGUUUCGGGCUUGUGUUGAUGGAGAUGAACAUCAGAAAACCACCUGUUCCUGGAGAAAUUCAACGUCAAGUGGAACAAGUUACCAAUACGUUCAUGCGACAACUGAUAAGAAGGUGCACCGCAACAAACCCAGAUGACCGACCGGACAUGGAAAGAGUGGCUAACGAGCUGGAGCAGUGUGAACUAAAUGACAGCAGUCACGGGUUUAACUAGAGCAAGAACACAUUUUAGAAACCCAGUGAAAAGUAUGUCGCGAUCUCAAGAAAUCCACUGAUUAGACACUGAUAAUGUCUCAGAUGAUUUACAUAUAAUGUGCGCAGAUAUUUUACAAGUCGCGUAGUAUUUUUCUGAGCCCGUAAGAGCGAAGAAAAUACGAGCAGAGCAGAAUACAUGCUCGUAUUACAUGACAAACCAUCGAAUAAGGGAUUUAUUUUUCCAAUAUUAUUUUAUUUAAAUUUUUCAGUCUGUUGGCUCCUAGUUUGCUAAACUUCGUAUUGUCUUAGGUGAGCAUCAUUUAAGUGUUCAAGUGCCAAAAAAAUCUAGUGGGUGUCCAAGUUCUUUGCUGAAAAAAGUCAUAUCUAAAAUUUGGAAAAACUAAACUAAGAAAUACAUUAUUACGGUAAGAUUAGCACUUAGAACAUGAAUAUUAUGAUAAAGAAUUUAUUAAGGUCAGCUUUUGACUUUUCCUAUUUUCUUAGGAAAUUACAAAUUGCAGGGUUAAACUACAUAAGUAAUAAGUUCUUACUAAAACAAUUAGUGAUAAAAACGAGCGAUAAAAAAUAUGAAGGACGUUUCGACCGCUCCACGGUCA